ACAGAUUACAUUCUACUGUCAACAGAUCGAACUAACCUAAUCAAUUCUGGUCCUAUUUUAAUUAAGAAUUAAAAUGGUAUUCACUUCAUUAGUAAAUUAUAUAAGAUCUAGAGGCCCUGAUGAGUUCUGGAGAAAGCGAAAAAUUUUCAAACUAGCUGCUCAUUAUGUUGGAAGACGACGAAAUUGCUAUAGUAUUGCUAUAAGAAACGUUCAUCGUGCCUUGGUAUAUUCUACUAAAGGAAGAAAACUCAAAAAGUUAGAUAUGGGGGACCUAUGGGAUACUAGAGUACGUGCAGGAUGUGAAGAACAUGGCAUUGAUUAUUAUACAUUCAGAGAAAGUUUAGCAAGGGAGAACAUAAUGCUCAAUAGAAAAGCUUUAUCUGAGUUAGCUUGUUGGGAACCAUAUACUUUCCAAUCGCUGGCCGAAAUUGCAAAACAAAGAGCAGCAAAUGAUGGCCUCAACUGUUUGAAUAGGCUUGAAAAUCGAGAUCGAAUUGUUAGCAGAAUGUUGAAAAAUAAAAAAUGACAUUUUUCAAUUUUUAUAGUGUAAAAGAGCUUUGCAAUAGUAAUAAUAAAUAUAACAUUUGAAUGAUUA
Coccinella septempunctata (seven-spotted ladybird) is the source of this 595-nucleotide messenger RNA. It is a transcript of the gene mRpL20, whose product is annotated as 39S ribosomal protein L20, mitochondrial. The transcript has 3 exons. Gene Ontology annotation, molecular function: rRNA binding; structural constituent of ribosome. Bases 74 to 526 code for a protein of 150 amino acids. The record is from RefSeq and is a predicted model, not a curated record. Gene Ontology annotation, cellular component: ribosome. NCBI's taxonomy places the organism in Eukaryota, Metazoa, Arthropoda, Insecta, Coleoptera, Coccinellidae. Gene Ontology annotation, biological process: ribosomal large subunit assembly; translation.